CCGGUUCUGGUUCUGGUUCCGGUCGAUGCCGCAGUCUCCAGGAUUCGGAGCGGCUCUGGACCCCAGCAUGCGCGGAUCGGAGGACGGCUGUAGAACGCUCCCCAGUCGCCUUUCCUAACUUCUGGUUAACAGCCAUUUAAAGACACAAACAUGGGCGAUGAAGGGAGCCUGCCCCAGCAGUUGGAGAGUGUGGAGCGGAGCCUGGUGUUCCUCAGGCGCGAGCAGCUCACCCUGCUCCACGGCCUCCACCUGGAGAUCCUCUCCCUGCAGAAGAGAUGCACAGAGCUGACAGGUGAGCUGAAGGUAAAGCCUCCAGGGAGGAGCCAAAUAGAGCUCCAGGAGGAGGAGCAGAUCCUGGAGGCCCGCUGCCGGAGGCUGGAGAGCCGGCUGGCCGAGCGGGAGUGCACCUUGGGCGACCUCCGGAAGGAGCUGGGCCACAAGGGGACUCUGGUGGGGGCCCUGCGCGGCAACCUGAAGGAAAAGGAGCGGCACUUCCUGGAGGAGCUGAAGCGCCGCAGCCACUGCUCCACGCUGCUCAACGCCGAGCUGCACCAGCAGACGGAGGCGGCCGCCUGCCUGUCCUUCCAGCUGCACGCCGCCCGCCAGAGGCUGCAGCAGCAGCAGCGCGUCCAGCAGCGGCAGGGGCUCCUGGCCAGGGCCGGCGGCCGGCACGGGGCCGAGCAGGACGCCAACGCCGCCGCGGGCGCCGCCUCCCCGCCGCCGUCGGGCGCCCCCUCGCCGGCGGUCAAGCCCAAGCGCAAGGGCGUCCGGGCGUCCACCAGGGCCGAGCGCUCCCGCGAGUGCGUGCCCACGGAGAGGGUGACCGGCCCCGCCGAGCCCACCGCCAUGCCGGACCCGGCGCUCUUCCUCCACCCCCGCAGGCACAGGGCGCGCCCCCGCCACGCGGCGGCGCACAGACCGCCCCCCGUGGGCCCGGAGCGGGAGGACGGGGACCCGGGGCGGGGAGAGGGGCCCGCCGGGCCGCAGGACGAAGCUGCCAGGCUGAUGGUGGCGCCCCCUGCUGCUCAGACCAAGGCAGACUAG
This is a messenger RNA of Menidia menidia (Atlantic silverside), 1044 nucleotides long. Lineage: Eukaryota; Metazoa; Chordata; Actinopteri; Atheriniformes; Atherinopsidae. The record is from the annotation of a GenBank genome assembly.